Messenger RNA from Dentiscutata erythropus, 673 nucleotides. The record is from the annotation of a GenBank genome assembly. NCBI's taxonomy places the organism in Eukaryota, Fungi, Glomeromycota, Glomeromycetes, Diversisporales, Gigasporaceae.
GAUAGCAUGCGUGUGAAUGCACGUGAGGUCACAACCUCUACCAUAAUUGAAAAAAUAAAACACAAACUGUUCAAGAAUGACAAGUACAAUGUUGUGAAAGGAAAGCUUGUGCUUUACGUAGACAAGGAGAGAGGCGUGAGACACCACUUCCCCGAUGAGAUAAAUUGGAACGAGAAAACCUCAUUUGAGAUUGUUGAUGGUGAUAUCAUGUUCAAGAACACCAGAUUAAAAUAUAAGGGUAACGCAGAACGUAAAGGAAAUAUCAGCGUGCGAACUAUGGUAGAUCGCUUGCAACGUGAGAAAAAAGAGAUUCCAAAUGGCCGAGUGAAUGUGGUGGUCAGACACAUGCCAGGUGUAAAAUCUGUUGGUGAGAGAAUGAUCCUAUCUGCAGAAUACAAUCCUGAAAAAGACAUGAUCGACACCUUCUACUACAUCAACAAGUUCAGCUCUUUCAUCGAAUCUUGCCUGAACAUCGAUGAGAAAGAAGCAUCAGAUUUCCUCAUCGAUUGCUACAAUUCUGUUACCGAUUCUACCGUCAAGAAACGAAGAUUAAAAAAUGAUAACACAAAUGAUACUCUGGCAGAAUCAAGCAAACGAAAAAAGAAAAAUGAUACAAAUAAUAACAUGCAAAUAUCAACAAUGAGUUUAUUUUUUAGUGGAAACUAUAGCGAUC